This is a messenger RNA of Pogona vitticeps (central bearded dragon), 2275 nucleotides long. Lineage: Eukaryota; Metazoa; Chordata; Lepidosauria; Squamata; Agamidae. The record is from RefSeq and is a predicted model, not a curated record.
CAUCCGCAGUGCUCGUGGAGGGAAGCCUUCCUCUUCUCAUUUGCUUAACGGGGGUGCAGUAACUGGCGAAGGAGGGGGGAGUCUGUAUCACCCCCGUUCUCAUUGCCAUGAUGAACCCCUUCAAAAAUCUAAACCCACGUUGUUUUUACUGCUGACACGUGCUUAUUAAAUGGGAGGACUAGCAUAGGACCAUGCCGUGCUUUCUCAUCAGUCAAGACAAGCGUCAUGACCCAAUCCUUCUGCCUGAUGGUACGACUGUUGUUCUGGGCAGGGGACCUGAGACACGUGUUACUGAUAAGAAAUGUUCUCGGACACAAGUGGAGUUGCUGGCAAAUUAUACCUACCGAUCAGUUCGAGUCACCCAGCGAGGGGUGAACCCCACAUCCGUGGAGGAGAUACACCUGCACCGUGGAGACAGCACAACCCUCCAGGAAGGGCAGACUCUGUGCUUAGUGAAUGGAUUGUAUCCUUACUGCAUCCGGUUUGAGCAAGAGGCCACCUCCCCAAAGAAAAACCUGCUGCAGUUCUUCAGUCCCAAGCGACCUCUGAAGCAAGAGGAGGAAAAGGGCAGGAGGGCCCCACCAGUCAAGCGGACCAAGACCUCCUCCCCGUCUGAGGAUGAGGAAGGAGAAGAAGACAACGGUGACGACCCAUCUGUGGUUGAGAAACUGAGGCAGCUGCAGGAGACGGCAGCUCGGGCAGAGCAAGCCCUCCCGCCAUCUCGGAAGCUUCUCUCUAAGGUGGCCCCCCAGCUCUGUGACUCCUGGGAGGACCAUGGCAAGCUCCUGGUCUUUACCAGGAAAGGAGUCGUGCCUAGCACCAAGGUGGCAGGUUUUGAUCUGGAUGGAACUAUCAUCACGACCCAGUCAGGGAAAGUGUUUCCGACCAGCCCUGACGACUGGAGGAUCCUGUACCCUGAGGUACCACGAAAGCUGAAGCAGCUUCAGAGUGAGGGUUACAAGCUUGUGAUCUUCACCAACCAGAUGGGCAUCGGCCGUGGGCGGCUCAGACCUGAAGUUUUCAAAGCCAAAGUGGAAGCUGUGAUUGAGCGGCUUGGCGUCCCGCUGCAGGUCUUGGUGGCAACCGGCUCUGGCAUUUACCGCAAACCUGUGCUUGGGAUGUGGGAUCAUCUCUGCGAGAAGGCAAAUGGUGGCUUAUCAGUAUCUUUGCAACAAAGUGUCUAUGUGGGAGAUGCAGCUGGUCGUCCAGCCAAUUGGGCCCCUGGGCGUAAGAAGAAGGAUUUCUCUUGCAGUGACCGUUUGGCUAGUCUCCGGCUCCUCCCCCAUUACACCCCUGAGGAAUAUUUCCUGGGCUGGAAAAAGGCAUCGUUUGAGCUCCCCAGCUUUGACCCGCGGGCCCUGGAUCCCAAGGCACAGCUUUAUGAUCAUCCAGAUGCUCUCCUGACUUCAUCUUCCCCAGAAUUGGUAGUGGCUGUUGGUUUCCCCGCUGCUGGCAAGACUACUUUUUUGAAAAAAUACCUGGUCUCUGUUGGUUACCACUAUGUCAACCGGGACACCCUUGGUUCAUGGCAGAAGUGUGUGGCGUCGUGCCAAGCCUCACUAAAGGCAGGGAAGAGCGUAGCGGUGGACAACACCAACCCUGACCUGGAAUCAAGACGAAGGUAUAUCGAGUGUGCCAAGGAAGCCGGCGUUCCCUGCCGCUGUUUCCUUUUUACUGCUUCGUUGGAACAAGCCAAGCAUAACAAUAGAUUUCGGGAAAUGACAGAAAAGGGGCAUGUGCCUGUUAAUGAUAUUGUCUUAAACAGCUACAAGAAUAAAUAUGUGGCACCAUCACUGGAGGAGGGUUUCUCUGAAAUCCUCAAGAUUCACUUUGUUCCUCACUUCACGGACUCCAAAUUGGAAUCACUUUAUCGCCAGUUUUCAGAAGGAUGACAUCAGAUCAACAGUGCAUCAGCAUCCCUGGCUUUCCUGCUCAACACGUGUUGGAUGGAGCUUUUUUAAAAUAUACCUCCAUUGUGGUAGAAGGCAUGUGUGUGAAGGCGUGACCUCCUCCUGCUGGUCAAGGGGAAUGUUGGCUUAAGCUUAUUCUGAAGCUAUUUAAAAGUGAAGCAAAAAGAAUGGAGUCCCUCUUCCCUGUGAAAUAAAGGUUUGGAAUGCACCCCGUUGUCUUCUCCUCAUACAACCAAGCCUCUCUUAUCCUUAUUUUCCUUCAGGAAAAACAGCUUUAACUGUUUAACAGGAAUACGAAAGACAGAUCUAAAUUUGCUGAUAAACUACUGGAUGAUUUCCAGUAGAUAUGAAUUGCUGAUUGUUGU